Messenger RNA from Gilbertella persicaria, 3137 nucleotides. RefSeq names its product peptidase M16C associated-domain-containing protein. The coding region runs from base 1 to 2997 and encodes 998 amino acids. The transcript is spliced from 13 exons. Gene Ontology annotation, cellular component: mitochondrial matrix. Gene Ontology annotation, biological process: protein processing. Gene Ontology annotation, molecular function: metal ion binding. Lineage: Eukaryota; Fungi; Mucoromycota; Mucoromycetes; Mucorales; Choanephoraceae. The record is from RefSeq and is a predicted model, not a curated record.
AUGUCAACACAAUUAAGUGUAUCUGCUCGCUUAUUCAAAAAAAGCCUAAGACAAUACACUACAAAAGCUACUUUGGCCCCCGGUCAAAAGAUACAAGGCUAUCAAGUGCAACAGGUUCGAAAAGUACCCGAACUUGAAUUGACAGCGAUUAGUCUAAAGCAUGAAGCAACAGGUGCACACCAUUUACAUAUUAAUCGAGACGAUAAUAACAAUGUCUUUGCUGUUGGAUUUCAUACACCUGUCAGUAAUAAUACGGGCGUACCUCAUAUCUUGGAACAUACUACUUUAUGUGGAAGUCAAACAUAUCCUGUCAGAGAUCCCUUUUUUAAGAUGUUGAACCGAAGUUUAGCUACUUUCAUGAAUGCUUUUACAGCUAGCGAUUAUACAAUCUAUCCUUUUGCAACAACCAAUGUGGCUGACUAUAACAACCUACGAGAUGUUUAUAUGGAUGCAGUAUUUCAUCCAAGAUUAGAUAGACUUGAUUUUAAACAAGAAGGAUGGCGAUUAGAACAUCAGACACCUACUGAUACAACAACACCUAUUCAAUUCAAAGGCAUUGUGUAUAAUGAAAUGAAGGGUCAAAUGUCUGAUGCCAAUUACCUGUACUAUAUUCAAAUGCAACAAGCCAUGUAUCCUGGCACAACCUAUGCCUUCUCAAGUGGAGGUGAUCCCAAGUUCAUUACUGACUUGACACAUCAACAACUAUUGGAUUUCCAUAAAACCCAUUACCAUCCAAGCAAUGCUCGAUUUUACACAUAUGGUAACUUUGAUCUUCAGGAUCAUUUGGCUGCCAUUGAUGCCAAACUCAAGGGAUUCCAACCCUCUUCUGAUUUACCCUUUGUCAACAAGACAGUGGAACCAUGGACUGGCACCAAGAGUGUAGAAACAACCUGUGCCUUAGACCCUAUGAGUCCUGUGGAUAGACAAGUCAAGUUAUCCUUGUCUUAUCUUACAAAUCCAACCCAAGAUACAUUUGAGACAUUCGCUAUGCGUCUCUUGUCUUAUCUUUUGUUAGAUGGACAUGCUUCACCCAUGUACAAGGCAUUGAUUGAUACGAAUCUUGGAUCUGAAUUCUCUAUUAAUACAGGCUAUGAUAACAGUACAAGCACAAGUUCAUUGUCUAUUGGUCUACAAGGUGUUAAAGAAGAAGAUGUUGAUAAAGUAAAGCAGACGAUUACUUCUGUACUUGAACAAGUCAGACAAGAAGGCUUUGAUCCUAAGCGUAUUGAAGCUGCUAUUCAUCAAAUGGAAUUAGGACAAAAACAUAAAACAGCUGAUUUUGGUCUGACUAUUAUGCAUGGCAUCACUUCAGGAUGGUUUAACAGGGUUGAUCCAGUAGAUCUAUUAGAAAUCAACAAGAAUUUGAAUCGCCUUCAAUCUGAACUAGCUCAAGGCAACUUCUUUGAGAGUCGCAUUGAUAAAUACUUACUCAACAAUCCACACACACUCUCUUUUGUGAUGCGUCCUGAUGAAAAAUAUGCUUCUGAUCUGUUAGUAGAAGAAAAGACUCGAUUAGCAGACAAAAUCAACCAGUUAUCUGAUGCUGAUAAAGCACAAAUAGCCAAGGAUGGACAAGAUUUAUUGGCUUCUCAAGAAAAGCAAGAAGAUCUCUCUUGCCUGCCUUCCUUAAGUCUCAGUGAUAUUGCACCCAAAGCCAAACACACUGUAUUAGAACAUACAGGUUUAUGCAACACACCUGUUCAAUGGCGUACAACAGCCACGAAUGGUAUCACUUAUUUCAGAGCCAUCAGUACACUCCCCUCCCUCCCUGAGGACUUGAAAAAGUAUUUACCCUUAUUCUGUGAUGCUCUUUUAUCUCUGGGUACACGUCAACAAUCCAUGGCCGAGAUAGAUGAAGAGAUUCGACUCUAUACAGGUGGCUUACGUGCUUCUACUCUCUUGACAACCAAUCAUUCGGAUAUAGACCAUACUGAAGAAGGUAUUGCACUUGUAGGCAACUGUUUAGACCGCCAUAUUGAUCGUAUGUAUCCUCUUCUGGCUAAAUUGAUACACGAAACCAAUUUUGAUGAUAUGGAUAAACUCAAGACAUUGAUUAUGGGUAAUGCUUCUUCUAUGGUCAAUGCUGUAGCUGAUUCAGGCCAUGUCUUUGCUCGUACAUUUGCUGGUGCUAGUUUAACCCCUAGUAUGCAUACAUCUGAAUUAUGGAAUGGUAUGACACAAGUGAAUUUCAUGAGCCGAUUAGCACUACAAGAAGACGUGUCUGACAUAUCAGCCAAACUCAAACAAAUUGCCUCUGCUGUCUUGACACAAUCCUCGCUUCGUAUUGCUGUUACUUCAGGUGAAGAUGCAAUUGAACCCAACACGAAAUCACUUGUUCAGUUCAUUCAAGGAUUACCUACUGAAGCCACUGCCCCUGUGACGACAGAGACAACACCAUUUACCCCACACUACCCCAAAACCUUUUUCCCGUUACCUUUCCAAGUCAAUUUCUCUGCACAAGUCCUCCGAGGUGUGCCUUACACACACCCCGAUGGUGCUAGCCUUCAAGUCCUUUCUUCCUUGAUGACCAAUCAUUUUCUACACCGAGAAAUCAGAGAGAAACAUGGUGCUUAUGGUGGUGGUGCUCGGUAUGGUGGUCUGAACGGCCUGUUCUCCUUUUAUUCUUACCGAGACCCACGUACACUUGAAACCUUGGAGACGUAUCACCAGUCUGUCAAAUGGGCUCAAGAACGAGUCUUUACAGAUCAAGAAUUGACUGAGAGUAAACUGUCUAUUUUCCAAGGGAUUGAUGCACCCACCAGUGUGUCUGAAGAAGGCAUGCUUCAGUUUGUUCAUGGUAUUUCUGAUGAAAUGAGACAAAUGCGACGUGAAGCACUUUUAAAGGUGACUCAAGAUGAUGUUCAACGCGUAGCCUAUCAUUAUCUAGACAAGGCCUUUGAACAACAUCAGUAUGCAACAGCCAUCUUGGGUGAAGCCAAGACAGAUCAAUACAAACAAGGUUGGCAUAUUCAUUCAUCCAAAGAAGAUGACAAAUAGGCGGAGAAUCCAUAUGAUAAAUUUCACAUGAAUCGCAUUUUAUCACAUGCAUGAAUCCUUUGUCAUUCUGUCUCCGAGUUUCUCCAUAUAAAAAAAACAUAUAAAAUAAACCUAUAAAAAACCCCCUCUCUUCUCUCCAC